ACCCCACGCACACGCUCACUCCCACCACCUCUCAACUUGCACAGAAAUCCCUCUCCUUCCUUCCAAGCAACAUCCCUUUAUCCGACUCCACGCCCUUUCCAUAUAAACACCCACUGCCUCCCCCCUCCUGAACUCACCACCGCAGCCCCAUACAUCGAGAAGAUAGCAAGAAGAACGUCGUCGUCUUCGUUUUGUCAUUCACUCCGAUAUCGAACACUAGCUCCAUCUGUUCUGAAAGGCGCUUGACUACUGUCUGUCGAUUUCACUAUGGUUGCUGACGAUCCUACUCCGUGUCUGAAACCGAUCGUGAUCCGGGACGUCUGGGCUUCUAAUUUGGACUCCGAAUUCGAGCUCAUAAGGGACGUUAUCGACAACUACCCUUUUAUUUCCAUGGAUACCGAGUUCCCCGGCAUGGUUUUCCGACCCCGGUGGAACCCAAAGCCGUACUACCGCCAGCUUCUUCCCUCCGAUCAUUACCGGCUUUUGAAAUCCAACGUUGACGUCCUGAACCUCAUUCAGGUGGGUCUCACGCUCUCCGACGCUUCCGGUAACCUUCCUGAUCUCGGUGGCGGGAACCGUUUCAUCUGGGAGUUUAACUUCAGCGACUUCGAUGUGGCCCGCGACGCCCACUCCCCGGACUCGAUCGAAUUGCUUAGACGGCAGGGGAUUGACUUCGAUAGGAACAGGGAAGAGGGAAUCGACUCCGCCCGGUUUGCCGAGUUGAUGAUGUCGUCGGGACUCGUCUGCAAUGACUCGGUGAGUUGGGUAACGUUCCACAGUGCCUACGACUUCGGGUACCUGGUGAAGAUCCUCACCCGCCGUAGCCUGCCCAGUGGAUUGGAGGAAUUCUUGAAAAUCUUGAGGGUGUUCUUCGGGCAAAGGGUAUAUGACGUCAAGUACCUGAUGAGGUUCUGUCGGAGCUUGUAUGGCGGACUGGACCGGGUCGCUAGAACCCUCGAGGUCGAUCGGGCGGUUGGAAAAUGCCACCAGGCCGGUUCGGACAGUUUGCUAACGUGGCAUGCGUUUCAGAAGAUGAGGGAUAUAUAUUUUGUAAAUGAUGGGCCGGAAAAAUAUGCCGGUGUGUUGUAUGGGAUAGAGGUGUUUUAAAAGUUAAAAA
This is a messenger RNA of Juglans microcarpa x Juglans regia, 1117 nucleotides long. RefSeq names its product probable CCR4-associated factor 1 homolog 11. The record is from RefSeq and is a predicted model, not a curated record. Lineage: Eukaryota; Viridiplantae; Streptophyta; Magnoliopsida; Fagales; Juglandaceae. Gene Ontology annotation, cellular component: CCR4-NOT core complex; CCR4-NOT complex; P-body. Gene Ontology annotation, molecular function: nucleic acid binding; poly(A)-specific ribonuclease activity.